Exophiala bonariae is the source of this 3474-nucleotide messenger RNA. RefSeq lists its product as uncharacterized. The record is from RefSeq and is a predicted model, not a curated record. The transcript has a single exon. NCBI's taxonomy places the organism in Eukaryota, Fungi, Ascomycota, Eurotiomycetes, Chaetothyriales, Herpotrichiellaceae. The coding region runs from base 1 to 3474 and encodes 1157 amino acids.
AUGGAGAAUGCUUUCCCGGCUUCUUCCACAAACUCUUUACCCAUACACUCCCGCUCCAGAUCCAUCGGCUCCCUCUCUAUUCGCGACCGUUCUUCAAUUCCCACAAAUGCUACAACCACUCCAAAGUCGGUUCCUCAUACUCGUCAGCAAAGACUGCUACAGACACGCCACGCCAGAUUCUCUGCCCAGAGGCUGUCAGUCAACACCAUCACCUUUCCCCAAUUGAUUCGAUCCUCUGAGAACGACUCUCCACACUUCUCCUCUCCUCGGUAUAUCAAACAAGAUGAAUCUCAUUCACCAUCCGACAUGACCAGUGACCUGACCAGUUCCUCUCCGGCUUCUACUAUCUUGAACGAGAUUGCAAACUUUGCCGCUUCUCGCAAACACUCCCACCAAUCCAGACCUCCAAUACCAAUCUUCAAGGACUCAUCAGACCGGUUCAGUGCAACUGCAGUUCACCGGAGCUCUUCCAACGAACCUCCGGCCUUUUCUACUGAUUCAGUCGAGAGCGCAUCCACCGAUAUGGGUCUCAGAGAGGUCUCGGUGAACUUACAACGAUCAUCGCCCGUCCUCGCUGGCUCUCCCCAUUAUGCUUCAAUCCGUUCAUCGGUUCGUCGACGAACUUCACAGGCCAAACAUCGCUUCAACUCCGAGGAGUAUAUUCAACACAUUGAAAAUGAAUUACAAAUGGUAAAAGAUGCAAUGUAUUCACCAAAUACUCAUCUUCCCUGGAAAGAAAAGCUCAAGAAAGCUAGGCAGGAGAAUGAGCAAUUGAAAAAGGAGCUCGAAGUCCAACAGUCCUCCUUUGAGUUGGAACUACGUAACACCGUGGAGCGUUUGACCGAAAAUGAACUUCGACUAAAACGAAAGGUUAGAGAUCUUGAGGAGUCCGCCGAGCAAAAAAAUGCCACCAUCAAGGAGCUCGAGUUCAAUCGGGAAGAAUCCAGACUUGACCAGGGAGCCGUCGAUGCUUUGAGAGCACGCAUUGAUAAACUCGAAGAAGAGAGGAUGUCUUUGGAGGUGACAAAUCGUGGCAUGACCAAACGAAAUGAAGUCUUGACUCAAUUACUCGCUCUCUCGCCCACCAAAAGCCAACAUGGCAUUGAGCUACCUACUCCAAGACGGAGAAACGGUCGUCCAAUGUCUCUGAUCAUUCCUCGUAUGCCUUCAUCACCCGUCCAAUUUACACCUUUGAGUCGCCCUCAGUCCAUCGUCAUGUCUCCAGGAAACACGGAACCGGGCUACUUUACUAGAUAUAACCUAUCAUCUCCUGUUAUUUCGAGUCCAGGGUUUCAUCGUCCCACGUACAGUGAGACCAACGAUGACAUUCGUUCCAUUGAUUCGGGUCUAGGAGAAUCAUGUGUACAGUCCACAAACCCAGCAGCUUCGAGACGUUCAACCCUGGCUUCUCACGUUUCGAGCAGUCCAGAGUUACCUCCGUCUUUUCACCCGCCGCAUGAUUCCAGACCACCAUUGCAUGUUAGACAACCUUCCAAGAGACGACCACGGAAAUUCAUACCAGGAUCAACACAGCUGAAGCCUUUGUUGUUGCCGACAUUUACUGCAGACAAUGGCAAUCUUCCCUCCGCAUCCCCACUAACAUCGCCUCAACGAACAGCCGACGCAACAGAUUCGAAUCCCCUGCAUGCGAGUGAUCCAGGGAAGCCUGCCUCGCGUUCCGGCGAAUCCAGCCAAGAAAUUCCUACAUCUCCUCCGAGUUGUCCUGACUAUCUGAUAUCGGAACCCGGACCUUCGUUCCAAAGUUUAAAUGAAGUCUUCGCGAAGCUGGGAGAAAGUACGGAACCAACCUUGAUGCCAGAACCGCCCGGGUCUGACUCAAGACGAGGCCACGGAGAGCUUCCCACCAAGGACUCUGAGAAUUCUUAUAUGCAUUCAGAAUUUGGUCGAAAGCCACCUCGCCCUCGCAUUACAUCAUGGGUAUUAAAGACUGUGCCAACUCCACCUAGUGGAGCAGACAUUAUUUACGACCACGGUCACCCGUCUAUCGAUCAGGGAGCAUUCUAUAAAGGCUUCGGUCCUGUAGGGACAUCUCAGUCUGGACACUCACUUCGAGAUAGCGAGCCAGAGAUUUCCCCUGUGGAGAUUCCUAGACCAUUAUUCUCGAGGGCUGUGUCUCGCUCACUUGACGAAGCGUAUCUAGAGGGAAGAUCCCAUCUUGAAGAGUCCCCUUUGAACCCACGCAAGCGACGCAAAGGUUCGAAAACCGAUGUACGGCUUUCUCCUGACCAAAGCAAUGUGCACAAGCCAAGUCUGAAGGACACUGAUGCACCUAACACACGCCCGGUCUUGAAUCCAAAGUCUCUGAGAGAUCGUGCUAUAUGUGACAGCCAAACUCAACGUCGGUCAAGCAAUAGGAUGAAGACUGGAAGCGCGAACGUUCUUAGUCCCUUAGAACUACUUCAACAGAGGGGUAUAGGGUCCAAACCACUUGCUGCAAUAACAAUUCAGACGGUAUAUGCAACUUUAUCAAGGUACACCUCAUAUAUCCAGACAUUCAAACAAGACCCACUUGCGCUUGCUAGACGAGUCAUAGCGAAUGCAUGGCGAUCCAACUGGGCUGUAUUUGGAAAGAUGAGCUGGUGGGUUCUUGGCUUAUUCAUUAGCCGCCGCAGAUCAUCUACCAGUAAUGAUGAAUGGGAUUGGGACGUCUAUGAUGGCGAGAGUAUUGCCCAGAAGUUUUGUUCUGAUUACAACGAUAUCGAAGAUUCCGACUAUGGGACUGAUCGUCAACAAGAAGAUGCUGUGCGCCACGGCUCAGACUUUUGUCAAUCGCACAAUACGGUUCAGAAUCAGACCAAGCAGAAGUUACCUCCCGAAGGAGUCAAGUCUGGUUGGGGUAAUUCUUUGUUGCUUUGGGGCAAGUUCAGUGUUGCAAUCAUGCUUGCUGUGGGAGGCGCCAUCGUUCGAGGACCUGGUGAGAUGUUGCGAGACACAGAGGAUCGAAGGCAUUCCAGAUCUAGCAGUAUUGAAAAGAGGCACAAGAGAUUAAGUGCCAAGUUGCCACAUCUGGAUCAUACCGCUGGAACUCUCUUGGAUCGUUUCAAAGCAGCUCGGCUUUCGCCACAAUGUCAUGACUUAGAGCCAAACACCAUUCGGAAGGUGCGAAGCUUUAGCUCUCCGACUCCAUCAUGUGGAUAUCACGAAGCCAAUGUGACGUUCGCACGGUCUCACAUCGCAAUUGGACCUUCGGGAUACCCUUCUGACACUCAGGACACAUCUGUGGCAGUCGAACCAUCUGUCAAGCGUUCUGAUGUUUACGAUCCUGUUUCUCUUACGAAUGAUGACACCCUCAAGCCUAGAAGGACUGAACGCAAGGGUAUCGAGGCUUUCUUUCAGGACUCGCCAGGCGUGAUUUUGAACAAUACCACUGAGAUACAUGCCACAAUGAAGAGGUAUGCAAACCAAGGGUCAAAUACAAUUAACAAUGCUAGCCAUUUCUCUGAUUAUGGAUAA